GUAAGAACGUAUGUACUAAUAGGUGUCGCGUUCACAUUUACGAGUGAGAUUGGCUUCCUCUUUGCUGUGCGACCAAACAUUUUCCGACGUGAGGUCAAUCUGAAACCGACAGCUACAGGGCAGCACAGCAAGCCAAGAAAAGUCGCGGACAAAGCUAGUCUAUUUCAGAAAGCUCGACCGUCACUCUUGCAUAACAGGCACGCACGUCCAUUGCUUUGUCUACAGAACUUUCUGGACAUUGCUAUUAAACUUGUUGUCGCCCUCCUCUCCCUACAAGGACCUGUCAUAAUCUGGGUUGAUCUCCCACCUACAACGACCUCUUCACCUAGCUAUCGCGGUUUGUGAAACAUUGGCCACUUGACACAGGGUCCACGUCUAGGCUUCUCGCCAACUACACACGUUCCUACAAUCACACAUCAUGUCGACCUUCGUCGCCAGUCUAUUCUUGCCGUACACGGUAGACUUUCACGAUGAACCAGAGGCCCCUACAAGGUCGAAUCCGCAGAGGAUGCACAGUCGAGCAGCAUCCGCAACUGACAUGAAGACCCUUGCGACUUCAGCGGCAAGUUUAUUCAGUGGUCCUCCUCCACCUCCUAAGACUCCUGCCGAGGAGAAGAAGGAUGACUUUUUUUCCCAAUUGCAAAAUGACCCUCGCAUCAAGCCCAGUGAUCCGCGCUCACUUGCUCGUACGGAGGCAGCUCCUCCGGAGUGGGGUGCCGCUGGUCAGUUUUUGAAUCAGCCCAAAUCCACCGCUGGGCCAUUACCGUCUGGUAGCAUUCUUGACUACGUGAAGUCGGAGAAAAAGGACCCGGAAUUACUAGCCAAGUACACUGCUCAGAGGAAACGCAGGCCCACCGUUGGUACUUCGCGCAGAGGUAGCAACGAACGAAAUUUCGCCCGUAAGACCUGGACUGUAGAGCCUGCCAUCCAAGGAAAUGGUGGCUUGAUCAACGCCAUCCGUGCUCACGAUGCCCUGAGAUCUGACGAAGACUUCCAAAAGAUCUGGGUUGGUACCCUAGGGUUCCCUACUGAUGCUCUUCUCGAUUCCAAGAAGGAGGAGAUAUCAGACAAACUCGCCAACGAAUACGACGCUGUAACUGUUUUCCCUUCGGAUCGCGAUGUUGAUGGGCACUACACUCACUACUGCAAAACGAUUCUCUGGCCAGUCUUCCACUAUCAGAUCCCUGAUCAUCCUAAAAGCAAAGCCUAUGAAGACCAUUCCUGGGAGUUCUACAGGAACGUCAAUCAGAACUUUGCCGACAAGAUUAUUGCGAACUAUAAGCGAGGCGAUGUUAUCUGGGUGCACGACUAUCACCUUCUCCUUGUGCCUGGUAUGAUUCGCAAAAGGUUGCCUGAUGCUCAGAUUGGUUUCUUCCUCCACGCAGCCUUCCCAUCCUCAGAGGUUUUCAGAUGUCUUUCAACCCGUACAGAACUACUUGAGGGUAUGCUCGGUGCCAACCUCGUGGCUUUCCAGACUAAGGAAUACGCCCACCACUUCCUGCAGACUUGCAGUCGUCUUCUCACAGUCGAAGCCACACCUGAGGGAGUACAGUUGGAAGAACGCUUUGUGAAUGUCAGCCAUGAACCCAUCGGUGUUGAUCCCGAGGGUAUGGCAAAGGCUAGAGAAGAGCCUGAGGUGCAGGAAUGGAUCAAGAUCAUCCAGGAGAGAUACAAGGGUAAACACUUGAUCGUUGCUCGCGACAAGUUAGACAAUGUCAGAGGUGUCAGACAAAAGCUACUUGCUUUUGAGUUGUUCCUCAACAAAUACCCCCAAUGGCGUCAAAACGUUGUCCUCUUACAAGUUGCCACCUCUACAACGGAAAACAGCGAGCUCUUGGCCACAGUCUCGGAUAUCAACACCCGUAUCGACUCCGUUCACUCGACGCUUGCGCAUCAACCUUUGGUCUUCUUGAAGCAGGACAUUUCUUUCUCACAAUACGUUGCACUGCUUACUGUUGCUGAUGUCAUGAUGAUUACCUCUCUCCGUGAGGGUAUGAACCUGACAGCUCAUGAGUUCAUUCUGUGCCAGGACGGUGCUACAACUGAGAAGAAGUUCGGCCCUCUAAUUCUUAGCGAGUUCACUGGUAGUGCCUCGGUCUUCGGUGGCAAUGAGAUCUCUGUCAACCCUUGGGACUACCAGAAGUGCGCCGAAGCUAUCAAGCUUGCUCUCGAGAUGUCGCCCGAAGAGAAGGAGCGUCGCUACACCAAGCUUUCAAGUGUGGUCCACAAACAGACUGGAGACUACUGGACAACCCGUCUGUGUGACUCCCUCGACAAGGCGUCCAAAGAACAAUUCUCUCGUGACGCGAUGUCGAUCCCCCGUCUGUCAGUCAGCGCACUUGCUCAAAAGUACAAGGAUGCAGAACGCAGAGUCUUCAUCCUGGACUAUGAAGGCACACUUGCCACUUAUGGAACAGACAAGGACGUUGUUUUGACGUCUCCUCAGCGUGUACUUGAUACACUGAACGAGCUGUUAUCUGACAAGAGAAACAUUGUCUACGUAAUGUCUGGCCGUACUCCUGAGGAGUUACAGCGUCUCUUCCGCCAAGUGCCUAAUCUUGGUGUGAUUGCCGAGAAUGGAUGUUUCUUGCGCGAAUGGGGUGCUGCCGAGGAUGACUGGACCGCCUUUGCGGAUGUUGAAGCAAGUGCUGCUUGGAAGAAGGACGUCAAGUCAAUUUUCCAAUACUACGCCGAGCGUGUUGAAGGAUCGUGGAUUGAAGAGCGCCACUGCUCUCUCGUCUUCCACUACGAAAAGGCUGUGGAUCCCGAUGCUGCUCGUGCUCAGGCAGGAGACUGUGCCAACCACAUCAACGACAGUUGCCAGAGUUACAGAGUGCAAGCCAUUCCCACGAGCAAGGCAGUCUACGUUGAAUCGCUUGACUGGAGCAAGGGCUCAGCAGCUACAAACAUCUUUGAUAAGCUUCGCGAGAAUAACAUCGAGGGCAAGGGACGCUCACCUCCUGACUUCCUACUGGUGGCUGGCAACGAUCGCGAGGACGAGACCAUCUUCCAAUGGGCCAACAACCUUUCCGAGCAGGGCAAGGUUGCCAACGUCACCACUGUCAGCGUUGGAAAGCGCAACACCCAAGCCAUGACUACCAUCACCCAAGGUACGACAGGCCUCAUCAGCGCCUUGCAAAAGCUGUCAAACUACUCAUAUGAGAGUGCUCCCGAAGGAUCUGGCGGCCGUCGCCCAUCAGUUCUCCUUACUACUGGUUCUUAGUUGAAAUCUUCGGCCUUGUGACGUCCCGGAUGCUUUUCGCCUGAAGGAGUAUGAAUGAUGGUUUCUGUUUCGCAUUGUGACACUAGUUACUUUUUGUGUUUUUUUCUUUUUUGCUUUCCACAGCGCCUUUUAGUUCUUCGCCCUAUGCAUGUCACGAGGAUAGAUGAGUAGGCCAAUG
This is a messenger RNA of Aureobasidium subglaciale EXF-2481, 3401 nucleotides long. Its product is annotated as glycosyltransferase family 20 protein. Bases 419 to 3223 code for a protein of 934 amino acids. Gene Ontology annotation, molecular function: catalytic activity. Gene Ontology annotation, biological process: trehalose biosynthetic process. Gene Ontology annotation, cellular component: alpha,alpha-trehalose-phosphate synthase complex (UDP-forming); cytosol. Lineage: Eukaryota; Fungi; Ascomycota; Dothideomycetes; Dothideales; Saccotheciaceae. The record is from RefSeq and is a predicted model, not a curated record. The transcript is spliced from 3 exons.